GCGGGAGGCGUCGCGCGGCGGCCAGUUCGCGCGGGAGCGGGGCGCCUAGGCCCCUGGGCUGCAGGUCGCUGGGAACGGAAGCCGCCGCGGGACGGCGAGGAAGCCAGGAUGGCGACCCCAAGCAGGAAAACAGCGAAUCCGAGCCCCCUGGCUUCCAAGAGGGCUUUCACGAGAGAUCCUUCCUCGGAGGUCCCGAGCAAGAGAAAGAAUUUGGCCCCGCCACCGUCGUCGCUGCUGCAGUCGUCCGGGCCUUUUGUGGAGGGCUCUAUAGUCCGCAUCGCGAUGGAGAACUUCCUAACAUAUGAUAUCUGUGAAGUAACUCCUGGACCUCACUUGAAUAUGAUUAUUGGAGCCAAUGGAACAGGGAAGUCAAGCAUCGUGUGUGCCAUUUGCCUUGGAUUAGCUGGCAAACCUGCUUUCAUGGGACGGGCAGAUAAGGUUGGGUUUUUUGUGAAGAGAGGAUGUUCGAAAGGCAUGGUUGAAAUUGAAUUGUUCAGGACUUCUGGAAAUCUUAUAAUCACCCGUGAGAUUGAUGUGGCAAAAAAUCAGUCCUUUUGGUUCAUCAACAAAAAAUCUACAACCCAGAAAGUGGUUGAAGAACAAGUUGCAGCCUUAAAUAUUCAAGUGGGCAAUCUUUGCCAGUUUCUACCUCAGGACAAAGUAGGAGAAUUUGCAAAACUCAGCAAAAUAGAACUACUUGAAGCUACUGAGAAGUCAAUUGGUCCUCCAGAAAUGCACAGGUAUCACUGUGAACUCAAAAACUUCAGGGAGAAAGAAAAACAGCUGGAGACUUCUUGCAAAGAAAAAACUGAAUAUCUAGAGAAAAUGGUUCAGAGGAAUGAAAGAUAUAAACAAGAUGUCGAGAGGUUCUAUGAAAGGAAACGACACUUAGAUUUAAUUGAGAUGCUUGAAGCAAAACGGCCAUGGGUGGAAUAUGAAAAUGUUCGUCAGGAAUAUGAAGAAGUAAAACUAGCCCGUGACCAAAUGAAGGAAGAGGUCAGAAAACUUAAAGAAGGACAGAUUCCUAUGACACGUCGGAUUGAGGAAAUUGAAAGGCAACGCCAUAAUUUGGAGGCUCUAAUCAAAGAAAAGGCAACAGACAUUAAAGAGACAUCUCAAAAAUGCAAACAGAAACAAGAUGUUAUAGAAAGGAAAGAUAAACAUAUUGAGGAACUUCAGCAGGCUCUAACAGUAAAACAAAAUGAAGAACAAGACAGACAGAGGAGAAUAAGUAAUACUCGCAAAAUGAUAGAGGAUUUGCAAAAUGAAUUAAAGACCACAGAAAACUGUGAGAAUCUUCAGCCUCAGAUUGAUGCCAUUACAAAUGAUCUGAGACGAGUUCAAGAUGAAAAGGCAUUAUGUGAAGGCGAGAUAAUUGAUAAACGAAGAGAGAAGGAAACUCUAGAGAAAGAGAAAAAGAAUGUGGAAGACCAUAUUCAACGUUUUGACAAUCUUAUGAAUCAAAAGGAAGAUAAGCUGAGACAGAGGUACCGGGACACUUAUGAUGCUGUUUUGUGGCUAAGAAAUAACAGAGACAAAUUUAAGCAAAGAGUUUGUGAGCCUAUAAUGCUUACGAUCAAUAUGAAAGACAAUAAAAAUGCCAAAUAUAUUGAAAAUCAUAUUCCAUCAAAUGACUUGAGAGCCUUUGUGUUUGAAAGUCAAGAAGAUAUGGAGGUUUUCCUCAGAGAGGUUCGUGACAAUAAAAAGUUAAGAGUAAAUGCUGUUAUUGCUCCCAAGAGUUCAUAUGCAGACAAAGCACCUUCAAGGUCUCUGAAUGAACUAAAACAAUAUGGAUUUUUCUCCUAUUUGCGAGAGUUAUUUGAUGCACCUGAUCCUGUAAUGAGUUACCUUUGUUGCCAGUAUCAUAUUCAUGAAGUUCCUGUGGGAACUGAAAGAACCAGGGAAAGAAUUGAACGGGUAAUACAAGAAACUCGAUUAAAACAAAUUUAUACAGCAGAAGAAAAGUAUGUGGUGAAAACUUCUUUUUAUUCAAACAAACUUAUUUCUAGUAACACAUCCCUGAAAGUAGCCCAGUUUCUCACAGUCACAGUGGAUCUAGAACAAAGAAGACACUUGGAAGAACAGCUAAAGGAAAUUAAAAGAAAAUUGCAAGCUGUGGAUUUAGGAUUAAAUGCCUUACGUGAGACAAACAGGCAUCUAGAACACAAAGACAAUGAACUGAGACAAAAGAAGAAGGAGCUUCUUGAAAGAAAAACAAAAAAGAGACAACUGGAACAAAAAAUUAGUUCCAAACUAGGAAGUUUAAAACUGAUGGAACAGGAUACUUGUAACCUUGAAGAGGAAGAGCGAAAAGCAACUACCAAAAUCAGAGAAAUAAACAUUCAGAAAGCAAAACUUGUUACUGAAUUAACAAACCUAGUAAAGAUUUGUACUACUUUGCACAUAGAAAAAGUAGACUUAAUUCUUCAGAAUACUACCGUAAUUUCAGAAAAGAACAAAUUAGAAUCAGAUUAUAUGGCUGCGUCAUCACAACUACGCAUCACAGAGCAACGUUUCAUUGAGUUGGAUGAAAAUAGACAAAGAUUAUUGCAGAAAUGCAAGGAACUUAUGAAGAGAGCUAGGCAAGUAUGUAAUCUUGGUGCAGAGCAGAGUGUUCCUCAAGAAUAUCAGACACAAGUACCCACCAUUCCAAAUGGACACAACUCCUCACCCCCCAUGGCUUUCCAAGAUCUUCCAAACACAUUGGAUGAAAUUGAUGCUUUAUUAACUGAAGAAAGAUCAAGAGCUUCCUGCUUCACAGGACUGAAUCCUACAGUGGUUGAGGAAUACACAAAAAGAGAAGAAGAAAUUGAACAGUUAACUGAGGAACUAAAGGGAAAGAAAGUUGAACUAGAUAAAUAUAGGGAAAACAUUUCACAGGUAAAAGAAAGGUGGCUUAAUCCCUUAAAAGAGCUGGUAGAAAAAAUUAAUGAAAAAUUCAGCAAUUUUUUUAGUUCCAUGCAGUGUGCUGGUGAAGUUGAUCUCCAUACAGAAAAUGAGGAAGACUAUGAUAAAUAUGGAAUUCGAAUUAGAGUCAAAUUUCGCAGUAGUACUCAACUGCAUGAAUUGACUCCUCACCAUCAAAGUGGAGGCGAAAGAAGUGUUUCCACCAUGUUAUACUUGAUGGCCCUUCAGGAGCUUAACAGAUGUCCAUUCAGAGUAGUUGAUGAAAUCAAUCAGGGAAUGGACCCAAUCAACGAACGGAGAGUGUUUGAAAUGGUCGUAAACACUGCCUGUAAAGAAAACACAUCUCAGUACUUCUUUAUUACACCAAAGCUCCUGCAAAAUCUUCCUUAUUCUGAAAAGAUGACAGUAUUAUUUGUCUACAAUGGUCCUCAUAUGCUGGAACCAAACAGAUGGAAUUUAAAGGCUUUCCAAAGGCGGCGGCGCCGUAUUACAUUCACUCAACCUUCUCAGUAGAAGCAAAGGGAGGGAACUUGGAAGUUUUUCUGUUAGAUUCUGUUUAUAAAUGUGGCUCAACUGAAUAAAAGUUAGUAGAUUUAUUAAAACAGAAAGAUUGAUUAUUUUUGGAAACUAGCUUUUAAAUAUACAAAUAGGUUAGUGAAAUGUAUACCACAAUGAUUUCUUUCUCUGGAACAUCAUCUGGUAGUAAAAGUUAAGUCUUCAGUCUUGGUUGAUCUUCCUUAGUACUCUGUGAGUAACUGGAUUCCCAUGCUUAAAGGUAUUUACUAUUGCAUAUCUAAGGUACGGUGGAAUGGAGGUUAUCAACCACAAGUUGUUUUCUUGACACAAUAGCCCUGAGCUUUAAUUGCAAAUUAAAUUAAUAAGAACUAAUUACCUAUAAAGUCAUCUUAAGAUGACUCUAGAAUUUAAAUUCUACUUUCUCCCAGUGUUAUUUAACUUUUUAAAAUUGAUAUGGAAGUAUCUAAUGUAUAGUAAUAAUUUAUGACAAAUCUAUUCAGUGCUUUCUAUUAAAAAAGAUUACCUUAUCUCCACUAGGAAAUGGAGUUUUGUGGGCCUUUGAAGUAAGUUUUAUGAAACUUGAUGCUGUUAUGGUUUUUCAAGGGAAAAAAAGGCAGUGGGCCUCAAAAAUGCUAGCAGAGCUUCUUUGAAAUGCCACAAGGUGGCCACUAGAUGAUGCAAAAUGCAGCUAAAAAGAUUGACAGAGAAUAAAAUCAGGUGACAAGGGUUUUUAAAGAAUAACCUUGUAAAGUCUGUGGGGGGGGUGUUUUGUUUUGUUUUUGUUUAAAUUUCUAAAAAAAAAAAGAACAUUUUUAUAAUUAUUUUUAGCAAGAUUUUCUUAAAAUUUCAUAUACUGGUUUCUACAAUUUGUAUUUGAAAUUUCUCAGUGCUGUAUUAGAGUGAGGGGAAAACAUUGAUUUGUUUAAAACCAUAAUGUUUUUAGAAUUUAAGCUUAGAGGUCCUUCUUUACGGUGUUGAUCUACCCUUUAUCUUAGAAAAUCUAGUUUAAACUGUUUUCUUCCAGCUUGAAAGAAUUAAAUGAGAAAAAUCAUUUGUUUAUCUCUGAGAGUUUUGCUAAUUAACAGUGCCAAACAAAUCCUAUUCUUUUAAAAAAAGUAAAUCUUGUAAGAAAAUGGACUGGUCCAAGAACACGUCUUUGAGUAGUGAAUUGGAUCUGUUCUGGUAAACCUGACAAAAUUUUAUUUUAUUUUAUUUUAUUUUAUUUUGACUUGCUAGGCUGAAUAAAUUGAAGAAUGGCAUUCAGUUUGGGUUUUGUAUAUUCUUAAAUAGCCACUGACAUUUAUAUUCUUAUUAAGUCAAAAAAUAAUGAGCUGAGUUUAUGUCCUUUUCCUUAGACAUUUUCUCUUUUAAAACAUAUUUUUUCUUUAUAAAUGUUUUAAAAGAGCCCUCCCCUCCUAAGUAAACUAAACCUAGUGCAUGUCAUAUGAAAAUAUUUCAAAAUGACAUUUUUACUAGUAUGAACAAGUCAUAUGAACAUUGAAAAUUUGGUAACAUAUUAGUAAAUGGACAUUACCAACUGUAUUCUGUUGUUACUUUGUUUCCUACUAUAAUAUCUUUAUUAAUAUGUUCUUGGUGUAGUUUGUUUUUUGAUAGUUAUUACAGUCAUCUUGUUUCUACAAAAUGAACCUCAUUGUGCUUGAAGAUUAAGCAUAUUUGAAAAUAAAAUUUUAAUUUACAAAUGCAAAGUUACUUCAUACCUUGUUUAUAAGAAUUAUAUUUCUCUAUUAGACAAAGUAAUAUUUGGUUUUACAUUGAAUUUUGAGCUCCGAAGGAUAAAUUAUGUAUCAUUUUAACACAUUAAAGAAUAGUAAGUCUAGAGCAAUAUAGUUUCAACCACUUAAACCGUCAUGUUUUCUACAAAUGUUGAUUUUUAAUUAACAUUCAAAUUGUAAGUACUUAAAGUAAAAGCCUGAUUUGAUGAAAAAAAUGAUAUUGAAAGCUUUAAGGUGACAAGCAUUUUUGAUUACUAAAUUUUCAUUGAUUUGCCCAAGGAGAGUCUCUCUUAAGAUUUUCUAUAUUGAAAGUAAGAAGAAAGAUUUCUUGCUGCUUUCUGAUUGUCUUUUGGACGUAUGCCUAUCUUUGCAAUAUAAACCUUUAGUAUGUGAAAAAUGUAAUUUUGUCUUGCAAUUGUAUGUGUACAUGUCUGUAAUUGAUAAAAACUCCGUGGAAAUGCUAAUUUGUUGGUAAUAAAUACAUAUUUUCAUAUUC
Molecule: messenger RNA, 5652 nt
Organism: Ictidomys tridecemlineatus (thirteen-lined ground squirrel)
Lineage: Eukaryota; Metazoa; Chordata; Mammalia; Rodentia; Sciuridae
Gene: Smc5
Product: structural maintenance of chromosomes 5
Biological process (GO): double-strand break repair via homologous recombination
Cellular component (GO): Smc5-Smc6 complex; nucleus
Molecular function (GO): single-stranded DNA binding
Source: RefSeq, a predicted model, not a curated record